CCGCCACAAAUAACCGCAGCCGUUUCUUCGUCACCCAGCCUGACGCUGCGCAAAUUUCCCGACUCGCAUUCAUUGACGAUGGUCGAGCAUGGCGAUCUGCUCUGCGCGCAGUCGCAUCGCUCGCUCGCUCGCUCACUUACUCUGCGUGACGCGGCUUCCGUCGCAACCAGACUAGAAAUGGAAAUGGGAAGUGAGAGAGAGAGAGAUGGCGGGCGAUUUCAGGUUCGGCAGUGGCGGAGCGUGUUUGUUUGUUUUGUCACCGGCAACGAGGAGGACAGUGUAAGUGAUGGAUGAGGUGGUGGAGUUAGGGAAGGGAAGAAGGGCGGAGGAAGUAAGGGGAGGAUGAAAUCGUGCGCUGGGAGGGAGUCAAAGAAUCCCAGUUGCAACUGUAGCAUUCAAUGGUGCGUCCGCCACAAUGGACAGGCUGCGAUUAUCCACAUGAUUAGCAUUAAAGUUUGGCUUUACCCGGCUCGGAUGUCGCGGAAUCGAAGUGGGGUUGUAAUGCUAUAAGUUCGCACUUGGACCAAGCACCAGCUAGCAUUGUCUGCAAUUUUCUUGGUGCGGUAAAGAGCGGCUAAUUUAUCGACGCCAGGGGUAAGUAAAAACCCGUGACUGUGACUGCGGGAGAUCCGAGGGCGCGAGUGCGAGGCUGCCGAAGAAUUCGAGGGAGACGGAGAAUUGUUGGAGGAGUUUGGGGGGUUUUUCUUUACCGCUCAAUUGUGCCCAAAUUCGGCGAAGCAUAGUGGUGCUGCCUGCCAAUAAGGCGACAUGGCCGGGUGUCAUAAUCCUGGGAGGUGCGUAGGAUUGAUGGCAGGUUUAUCAGGCCGUCUCACAUUCAGAAUGCCGCAAUGUUAAAUGUUGUAUUACAGCACAACAGAACAGUGGCAGACUACUUCAUGAUCUGCUGGUUACUGUCAGGCUCCCCACGAUAUGUUGCCAAUUCAGUGACUCGAUGACAGGCGAGGUGGAGACCUUGUAGGCGUGUGCAGAUUCCCUGGGGGAGUGAACACACGCGCAUAUUUUGCCAGUAUUCUGGUGUGUGCAGCGAGGCUGUCUUCGCAUGGCGUCUAUCGGUUGGGUUCCGUGCGCAGACCUUCGCGUGAGGAUGUCUGCACCCAAUUGAGGGCGCCAUCAAUUUGCCUUUCGACCUGGAAGCUUUGAGCUGCGAGGUUCAAUGGCUGCGGCUGCUACCCUGCGAGGAACUGGUAGAAACUCCAGAAGCAACAACAGCACCUGCACCCGUCUAGUUUCCGGACCCGUCAUCGCCACGUCUCCAUUCCACACCCUGGACUAUGAUUGCACAGAUUGCGGUUCAUUCUUGUUUGGCCAGCGCGGGAGGCUGCGACUUCGACCGCCUGGCGCUCGUAGCACCAGUCAUAACCAUGACUCUUGCGAAAGCAGCAUCAGUGAAACAGCCCAGGCUCAAGUACAGCGGCUUCUCUUAGAUGAUGACUCGCUAAGGCAGAGGCACCCGUCUGAACCUGUUGAGUCUCAGCAAAUGGUUGUACCACAGAACGAGCAGAUACCGGCACUUGCUCCAGUGACGGAACCUGAAGACACUGUCGACUACAGAAGCGCAUCAGGACUCUCAGUUUCAAACGAUGUUAGUGAACCAUCUUUGUUGCAGCCCUCCGAGAACGAGGUGGAGGACGUGGGCAUUGACAGAGAGAUAGAUUUUGUGGCAUGUCAAGGAGCCUCACCUGUGGUUGCUGAAAAUGACAACGAUUCGUCUUCCGCAUUGGCCGAUAUUUUUCGAUGCUUCAUCUGUCUCGGAAAGGUUGUCGAAGCUCAGCUGUGUCCUUGCUGUUCGAAGCUGGUGUGUCAGCCGUGCAUCAAGAGAUGGCUCACAGACCAGAAAUCGGAGUGCCCACACUGCCGGGCACCUCUCCUUGUAUCGCAGCUCGUGAGUUGCAGAUUCAUUUCCGAAAUAUCCACGGAAGUGGAGAAGAUUCAAGGAAAGCUAGGUGACAGUCCAAUGGAAAAGUACUGUCCGGCUCAUGAUAGCCCACUUCUCUACUUUUGUAGCACAUGCGCAGUCGCUGUGUGCUCAGACUGUGCUGUCUUGAUUGAGGAUCACCGAAAUCACACAUUUGAGAAGUUGAGUGUGGCCUACGGUCGUCACAAGAAGAAGAUUCGAAUGGAAGCCGCUGGGUUACGCAGGCGCAGAAAGGAGCUCUCUUUGUUGGUGGCAUCAGUGGAUAAAAACAUCGAGAGUGUGCUCAAGUCGAAGGACGAGUCUGUUGCAGAGUUGCAAGUGGCAUUUAAAAAGAUGCAGUCUCGGCUUGAAGAGCAGCUCAAGUGCAAGCUCCUGGCGUUACUUUCGCACAAGGCCUCCAUGACUCAAGAAAUGGAACUUCUCGACACAAUAUUGCAAGAGCUAGAUCAGCAGCUGAGCAGUAUUCCAAAGAGCGACCUUAUAGCGCAGGAACCUAACAUGAGCCGCAUGUUACAGGAUAUUCGGACUCGCACGUUUUCACAUGUCUCGCGCUCGCUUAUCCCCUCAGAGUUCAUAUCUGAGGUUGUGCCUUCAUAUGAGUACGGUGAACUCGUUUUGAAGAACUACAAGGAAAAUCUGAGUCAAGUCAGAUCCGCUGUUUUCGUACCAGGCGGCACUCCCAACAUCAGUCAAAUUCUGUUGAAUAAGGAUGUUGUAUACAGCAAGCCUAUUUGUGCUUCAGGUGUUGCAUGGCGGCUGAAGGUGUAUCCGAACGGCAGCGGCGCUUCUCAGGGUACUCAUCUCUCGGUGUUUUUAGAGAUGGUGAAGGGCGGACACGAACCAGCUACUUACGAGUAUGGCAUUGAGCUCCUGCACCCCACGCGACCUAACCAGCGGAUAAUUCGAAAAUUUUCCUCCGAUUUCGAGAUGGGGGCAUGUUGGGGCUACUGCCAAUUCUUCAGGAUUGAUCUUCUGGAGAAAGAAGGCUAUCUGCAGCCAACUGAGGACACCAUUGUCAUGCGCUUCUACGUUCGGCCUCUCACGUAUAAGCAACAAUGCCAAGACUUGCAAAGAGCACUUGCAGAGUUACAAGUUGAGCGCGACGAGUCCAUCACGCAAGUGGCAAUAAUUCGAAGAGCAUUUGCAGCAACAUUUUUCCAACGCAGGCGGAGACGAAGCAUCCGCUUGGCUGGGUGCGUCGGAGACGAGGAGGCGGCGAUCGCUCAAGCAGUUGCAGCUGGGACGGGCACUAAUGUCUCCUCGCCAACGCUGGCCGUUCGAAAAGUAUCGCACAUUCCUAGCAUCAAGCACUUCCAGGUAAAAAUGCAAGAGUACAGUGGUACGAGAUCUAAGUCAUGGAUUUCAGGGACGUCGCCACAAGCUGGGAUCAAACGCUACUCCGAAAGCGCUGUUAAAAACUUCGAGAUCUCUGCGGCAGAUACUGGAGACUCGGCAGCUCAGCAAGACGAAGAUGACACAAGGGCACCCUCUGUGGAGCGCUUUGAUACAACGCGAAGAACAGACCGGAAACAAGAGCCGUGGACGAAGAAUAGGGAAGAAGCAAUCCACAGGGGCAAGAUGCGCGUACACAGGAAACCGCGCAGCCGAAAAUCUCACAAGUUGGCGCUUCUGGCCCCUGAAGCGGUUCUGCCCUUCAUAGGUCUUCCUGACACCACUGUGCCUGACCUCUCUGUGAUGGAGGCUAACCCCUCGGUUGCUGCAACGCAAAUACGCACCGCUCCCGUGAGCGCAGGUGAGAGUUCAAGUGGUGAUGAGAAAUGCGAAGAGGGAUUCUUGGACGUAGAAGGCCUGAUCACCACCAGCGGACUACCCUCUAACAACGUUCUUGGAGCUAACAUCGGUGAGGGCGUGGAAGAUUCGUAGCACUCCUACAACAAAUUUAGCAACAGCUUCUGCACCUACGAUCGAAGGCUAGGGUUACCUCAUAUAAUCAUGAUUUCCAGAGACACUGUGGUGAAGUUUCUCGGAGAAAUUUCUCAUGUCCAAACGUUCAACUUGCGUUUGUUUAAGUGACGAAGCGGAGGCGGGUGAUCGAGUAUGAGGACUUUCCGAACUCCAGAUGGUGACAGCGUCAGGAAUUUGGAAUGAUACCUUCAUUGAGUGCCGUGAGGAAGCAUGUAUACCCACACCGCAACGCUCUAGCAAAAGCCUGGCGUCGGCCUCACUCUUGAUUGUGAAGGUCCUAAAGCAAUCCUUCAAUUUUGUACAGUACAUGUCCGGGUGUUGGACAAAAUAUCAUGUCAUAGCACUGCAGAACUGCAGUCGAGGAGAUAGUGAUUUGCGUAGUUUCGGACGCGUAAAUGCACCCUCAGCUCUUUUCUGAAAAUUGAAGAUAAAACAAUCUAAGCUAUUCAGCAAUACACUCCGAACCAUCAAGAACCUAGUAGUCAUUGAGCAUCUUGAUGUAUAUAAAAAAAAAUCCCUUGUAUUAUAUACAUCGUAAUCAUGUGUGACGAGCAUCGCAUUCAUUAAACCCAUUACACGUUUCAA
Messenger RNA from Physcomitrium patens, 4447 nucleotides. RefSeq lists its product as uncharacterized. Gene Ontology annotation, cellular component: peroxisomal membrane; aggresome. The record is from RefSeq and is a predicted model, not a curated record. Gene Ontology annotation, biological process: aggresome assembly; protein autoubiquitination; protein monoubiquitination. Gene Ontology annotation, molecular function: tumor necrosis factor receptor binding; zinc ion binding; ubiquitin protein ligase activity. NCBI's taxonomy places the organism in Eukaryota, Viridiplantae, Streptophyta, Bryopsida, Funariales, Funariaceae.